Drosophila sulfurigaster albostrigata is the source of this 666-nucleotide messenger RNA. RefSeq lists its product as uncharacterized. The record is from RefSeq and is a predicted model, not a curated record. The coding region runs from base 35 to 601 and encodes 188 amino acids. The transcript has 2 exons. Lineage: Eukaryota; Metazoa; Arthropoda; Insecta; Diptera; Drosophilidae.
UAGACAUACCAAGUUAGUACUUCGAGAAGGAAUAAUGUUGUUCAAAGCUCUAUCAUUUUUGCUAGUAGUUAGCUCAGUUUUCGCUGAGGUGCCAAGCGAGGCGAGACUCAAUACAGACCGCGCUCUGCUCGAUCUGAUGAUGCAGCCUCGUGGAGACGCGGCAGUCGACGCCUAUUGUUGGGGUCGCUACACCCCAGUUAUGAAGGAGAUUAUCGAUGUGUUUGAGGCUGAAUCCAAGCAAUGCCAAACCGACUACGAUCUCAGUAAUGCUGCCAUUAUCGCAAACUAUACUGGACUUCGCGAAAACGUUACCGCAAUUGCAAAGGACUCGUGUGAAUCACUUCAGCGAUGCGAUGGUCUUCAAACUCAACUUGAAGCUUUCAAUUGCUUUGGAACAACAGGACGUGAUCAAGCCCAAAAACUGACAUCAAUGUCAGGUACAUCCUUUUCAGCAGCUAUCAGUCUUGAGGAGGAAAUCAGCCGCAUCUUAAGUGUUCAAAAACUUUGCAACGAGAAGGCCCUCGCUCGUUACAGCAACGACAACAGUCAGGCACUUAAGGAACUGACGGAAUGUCUCAAUGGCAAUAUUUCGGAAAGUUAAACUGUCAGAAAUUAAAUAAAUCAUAUAAUGUGAGCAUUCCUAAUAAAAAAGCGAAUAAAUAUUUA